GCCCACUCCUCUCCCACGUCUUGAUUGGCCGUUUUGGCUGCAAUCCUCUUCAAUGAUUUCAAACCAAAGUAUUUGGACAAGGAGGAGGGGGUCCGCUGCUAAUUCCGAGCUAGCUGUGUGGAAAAGGUUUGAGUCCUCCGUCCACCGACUCACCAAAGCCUCAGCAGAGAGGCUUCAUCCGAGGAGCGUCGUUUACGGUGAAACGCACCGCCGCUGAGAAAAGUAGGCUUUUAUAUACAGAGAGAGGUAUCGCGUUUACUUCAAUGUUAGCCGUUUUAGUGUGAAACGAGAUUUAAUUUGCAUUCAGAUUUCUUGCUUUUUAUGUUUCCCAUCGUUUUGAAUGGAGCGAUGUCCAGCGGAGACGGCGCACAUUGCGAUAGGACGCGGUGUGUUGUGUUGACAGGACUCUGCAUCGGGGACCUGAUUGAAAAUCAAUUUUUAAAAAACAAAUCAUGUGCUUUCGUUAUUGACGGAAUGUGAGUAACCAUCACUUCUUUCCCAGAUCCAUAAAGGAUUUUCCUUUAAAAAAAUAUUGAGGGUAUUCAGUUCAUGCACAGGUUGUGCUACCAUCACGUUAAUAUUUUGCUCUUUUAUUAUUGGCUUUUGAAACAGGAUAUUAAAAUAGUACGAUGCUUUCAUACUUUGAACGAUGCAUUCUUAUUUGAACACAAUUCCGCAACUGAGGCUUGGUUAAUUGAGUUUCGACAGUUAAUUGCAAGCCACUCUUGAAACGAAUUGAGACUCUCAGCCAGGGCAGUCAUGGCUAAAAAUCCGUCCGAGGGGCCCCGUGAUGACCUGAGCCAGCUGACGGACGAGGAGCUGCUGCGGUGCAGCAAAGAGGAGAUGGUCCGGAGAUUAAGGAGGGUUGAGGGCGAGAAAAUGAACUUGAUGAUCGAGCAUGGCAACAUGAUGAAAGACAUCAACCGCCGGCUGCAGGUGCACCUGCACGAAAUCCGCAGCUUGAAGGAAAUCAACCAGAAGCUGCAGGACGACAACCAUGAGCUCCGGGAGCUCUGCUGCUUCCUGGACGAUGACCGACAGAAGGGCAAGAAGCUGUCCCGGGAGUGGCAGCGCUUUGGCCGCUAUACUGCCAGUGCCAUGUGGAAGGAGGUGGGCACCUACAUGAUGAAGCUGAAGGAGCUGGAGGCCAACCAGGAGACUGUGCUGAGGGAGAACUCAGAGCUGAAGGAGAUCAUCCUCAUGCUGGAUGAGGAUAGGAACGGAGCAGGUUCCAGGAGCUCCAUAGACAGUCAGUCCAGUUUGACCAACCUGAACGGGGGUACGGGCACGGUCAGGGAUGUCGGGGAUGGGAGUAGUACGUCCAGCACAGGUAGUGCUGGUAGUCCUGAUCACCACAACCACAUACACAAGCCCACCUCAGAGAACAGUAAGUUGGGCCCCACCAUGAGGAGGUCCAUGGACGACCUGUCAGCACCACACCAUCACAGGAGCAUCCCCAAUGGACUCAAUGAUUCCUCCUCCAACUACAUCAGGCAGCUGGAGACUAAAGUGCGGAUCCUGGAGGACGACAACAAUAAGCUUCUCUCUCAGGCUUAUAGCCGGUAUAGCUUAUCACAGAUACAGACGAAAAAGCAGUGCAACCCAGGUGACCUUCGUGCCCUGAGGAAGGGAAUGACCCUCUACCACUCAGAGUCCCAGCUGUCCUCGCUGCCGCAACGCCAGGAAGCCAUGCACAUGGGUACGGGCCGACUCCCAACCAGUGAGUCCUCUCCUGCCACAGGUUACCUGUCCUCCGUCCAGAAGCCUGAGGCUGUGGUGCAUGCCAUGAAGGUGCUGGAGGUCCACGAGAACUUGGACAAGCAGCUUCCCGAGGACUAUGAGGAUGAUCUCAGUGAGAAAGAGAAGGCCAUCGUGCGAGAGAUGUGCAACGUGGUGUGGAGAAAGCUGGGUGAUGCAGCGGGAUCAAAGCUGUCCAUCAGACAGCACCUCUCUGGGAACCAGUUCAAAGGGCCGCUGUAGCAUGGCAACCAGCGCGAGAGACAGAGAGAGAAAGAUCAGGAUCAACAGUACCUACACUCACCUGAAAACACCUCUUGCUAUCUGCGCCUACACAACCCAUCAUGCCGUGCUCCCUACUGCCUACACCACCCAGGAUUCUUUCUACAAACACUCUCUUAAGACUGGCUAAGAUAGCUACUAAAUGGACCUGUUAGUUCUGCCACUCACAUGUACAACGUUGCGUGUUCAACAGGUUUUUAUCUCUGAGCUUAUUCAGCGUUGACAACUGGCAGCUAGUUUCACACAGAUUCACCACUUUUCUUCAUUGAUUUGGAGGCUUUAGGCUACACAAUGAUCUCUCUCUGCAAACAGGAUACUCCAGGCUCAAAGCUAUUAAUUCACACCAUGUAUUGUCCUUUUUAGAGUAUAGCUGUGCUACAAUAAGUUAGCGACACAACAUGGUUUCAAGCACAGAACAGACGAGAAGGGGCAGAAAUCUCGUAGCAUGUUGCCGGGAUGUGAAGGUAACAUCGUGGUGGUAUCUUCAGAUAAGUUUUGAUAGUACCUCCUGUAGAGACCCUAGCUCCUGUCACAUAUAUCACUCCCCCUAGUGGUGAACGAGUAUAACUAGCAUUAGCAUUCUAAAGUGUUAACUAAGUGAAACCCACUGUGACCUAGCGCCUUUUGCUCAUAAGUCUAUGGAUAAUAAAGUCUAGAGAUCACUGUUAACUUGUGUAUAUUAUGUAUAAAACCAUAGCACUACUUCAUUGUUAUUGUUGAUUUUACUUUUAUCUAUUUUGUAAUUCUAGUGUGGCCAUGUGAUCAAUAAUUUAGUUUGAAAAGCACACACAACCGGACCCUAAACAGGGUUUGCUUUUGGUAUUAAAAUCCUUUUUUUGUUCCUUUUUUUUCUCUUUUUUAUUCUUUUCCAGAUGAAUUGCUAUUAUUCCUUCUCUCUGUAACCUCUGAAAAUGUAUUAAGGCCAUUCUAAAUCAAACCAUCUCAAUGAGUUAAUGGGUAGAACAAUUUUCUUACUUUGAAUUGUGAAAUUAACUAAAAAUUGUAUGCUGUGUGCAUGCUUGACAAUCAUUUUCUCAGGUUGGGAGGGCUACAGCUUUACCUUUGCCCAUCUGUGACAGCGCAAGUGUGUGUGUGUGGGUGUGUGUGAAAGGAGACUGAAUGGCUCUCUUGCAGCUGUAGCAUCUGCCUGUGAAUCCUCUUUUUCUGUAUUGAACCCUUGUUACAACAUGGUUGAAGACUGCUGAAGACAUUUGCUGAAUCCAUACACAGCACAGAACUACAUUGUACUGGCCAAAUGCUAAAGUUUGUGGGAAGGCUUGCACAAAAAUUCAGCUCGGGUUAAAUUUUCAGUUUUAUUUCACAGAUGGACGGGGGGAAAAAAGUUGUUUUUACUGAAGUUAACUCCCUUGUUCUGUCGUCAUGGAUUCAGCAGGUGUGUUUACGCAGUGCAUGUUUUCUUAAAAGUUGAAUUUUUAUUUUUUUCCGUAGAAUGUGAGAAAUAAGUCUUCCCUUAGAUGUCUCCAGAAAAAUACACUAACAUUUAUGAUGAGUAUUUCUUGAUGUCAGAAUGAACAAAAACUUGUUUGUCAAAGUAUUUAUUGCCAGGUGUCAGAUAGACAUAGGAGUGCUAUCAGUAACUGAACAGUCAUAGUUUGAAUUUAUCAGAAUAACUCUACCUACUGUGAAGUUAUCUGAUAAAUAAGUAUAGUGACUGGCAGCUCAGGCUCUCCCAUCUCUAGUGUUAUUUGUUCCGAAUUAGAACAUUUCUGAGGCUGCCCACCAUGCACCUCUGUUCUCUCAAAUGGGUUUAAAGAAACAAAUCAAAGUAUUUUUUUUUUUUUUUUUUUUUAAGUGUCCUUUUUUCUAGGAACUGAUUUGAAGCCAUGAUACAAUUUUGAAUAUUUGGUUUGAAACGUGCCACUUUUUUUUCUCUGCAUGGUGUUUUGAUUUGAAACCUAACUGCUCUUUUUUUUUUUUUUUUAAAGAAAAAGCAUCUCUACUGUUUUUCUUUUCUUCUGCCUAUGUACUACAAACCACAGUACAGAAUCCUAGAAUCUACAGUGUAAAUGUCAAUUCCUGUAGUAACUAGCAUGACUGUAACUUCUUUUAAUGAAUUUCAGUAAUGAGGUGACUAUUUGGCAGGUGACACAAAAAGAUGAAAUAGGCCACUUUUAGACAAAUUUGGGAGAAAAUAAAUAAGGUUGGUU
Scomber scombrus (Atlantic mackerel) is the source of this 4187-nucleotide messenger RNA. It is a transcript of the gene ccdc85cb, whose product is annotated as coiled-coil domain containing 85C, b. Gene Ontology annotation, cellular component: apical junction complex. The transcript is spliced from 7 exons. Lineage: Eukaryota; Metazoa; Chordata; Actinopteri; Scombriformes; Scombridae. The record is from RefSeq and is a predicted model, not a curated record. Bases 760 to 1980 code for a protein of 406 amino acids.